Pogona vitticeps (central bearded dragon) is the source of this 3663-nucleotide messenger RNA. RefSeq names its product angiopoietin like 2 (gene ANGPTL2). Lineage: Eukaryota; Metazoa; Chordata; Lepidosauria; Squamata; Agamidae. Gene Ontology annotation, biological process: blood coagulation. The record is from RefSeq and is a predicted model, not a curated record.
CACACUGGAUUUCUCUGCUGAGCUGCUGACAUCACUGGGUAAAAAGUUUGGACUCAGCCGGCCCCUCUACUCUUCGGUGGCAAAGGGGAGGCCCCAAACGUGUCUCUUGCUGGUGGAUCCCUUCCUCUUGUGGGAGGGGGAAGUGCAAGCUAUCCAACCAGAACUUGUCUUCUUCCCCGCAUGCUUGAUUACCUCCCUCCUCCCUGCUUACAGCAUGAAAAUCCACCACAAAGGAGCUGAACUUCAAAUAGGGCUGAUUCAACUCGGCUUGAAAUGAUGGAUUGAACGCUUCAGGACUGAAACACAGAAAACCCGGGAGUUCCUGAAAAGCAAGCCGCUGCUGCAGCCUAUUGUCCCACCGUGUCUAUAGCAUGAGGGCCGCCCGGCUCAGAGUCAGCAAUCGAGUUAAAGGGACGGGAGUUUAAACAGUAAGGAAAUCACAGCACCGCAGUAGCCUUAUGUGGUUGUCCUUGCAAGACCAGUGCCAAAUGCACGGACUUUUCCAUGUUACAGAAGCCAGGCAGCACUCAAGGCAGAUGAAUAUAUUCAUCCUGGUAUCAGUGAUGUCACAAAUGCUGUGGAUGAGCCAGUCAGUGUAUCUUUGAUUAUUAUUAUUAUUAUUUAAAAAAAAAUCAAGCCUGAAGGUUGAAGAAAGAAGUCCAACAGAAGCAGGAUCAACAAGUUCAUUCAUACAAAACUCUUCAAGAAUAAAAGGAUCAUGAAGGCAGUUCUCGGAUUGUUGCUAAUGGCUGCUGUGGGACUGCGUGCCAGCAAGACACAAGAUGUGCAAACCGGUGACGAAGGAGAGGAGCAAGAAUUCAUUUAUACAAACAGGUAUAAACGCUCCACCGACACGCAAGAUAAGUGCACCUAUACCUUCAUAGUACCUCAGCAGAAAGUGACAGGUGCCAUUUGUGUUAAUUCUAAAGAACCUGAGGUUGUACUUGAAAACAGGGUAAAUAAACAGGAACUCGAACUGCUGAAUAAUGAACUCUUAAAGCAAAAGAGGCAAAUAGAAACUCUUCAGCAGCUGGUGGAGGUGGACGGAGGAAUUGUGAACGAGGUGAAGCUCUUACGAAAAGAGAGCCGGAACAUGAACUCGCGGGUCACGCAACUGUACAUGCAGCUGCUGCAUGAAAUCAUCCGAAAGCGGGACAACGCUUUAGAACUUUCCCAAUUGGAAAAUAAGAUACUGAAUCAAACGGCUGACAUGUUGCAGCUUGCAAACAAAUACAAAGACCUAGAACACAAGUAUCAACAUUUGGUAUCCAUCGCAAACAAUCAGUCUAUCAUCAUUGCUCAGCUGGAGGAGCACUGCCAAAGAACACCGUCCACUAAACCUGUCCUCCAACCGCCCCAGCCACCAAACCGGGUCUACCAACCUCCCACGUACAAUCGUAUCAUUAACCAAAUCUCUACCAACGAGAUUCAGAGUGACCAGAAUUUAAAGGUUCUGCCACCCACUCUCCCAACGGUGCCACCGCUCACCAGUAUUCCAACUUCCACGGACAAACCGUCAGGUCCUUGGAGAGACUGCCUGCAAGCUUUGGAAGAUGGCCAUGACACCAGCUCCAUCUACCUUGUCAAACCUGAAAAUACGAACCGGUUGAUGCAAGUCUGGUGUGAUCAAAGACACGAUCCUGGUGGCUGGACGGUCAUCCAGAGACGUUUGGACGGAUCGGUCAACUUUUUCAGGAACUGGGAGACUUACAAGCAAGGAUUCGGUAACAUUGAUGGAGAGUACUGGUUAGGCUUAGAAAACAUUUAUUGGCUGACAAAUCAAGGAAACUACAAACUGCUGAUAACCAUGGAAGAUUGGUCAGGCCGGAAAGUGUUCGCUGAAUACGCGAGUUUCCGCGUGGAGCCAGAAAGCGAGUACUAUAAGCUGCGACUGGGCCGAUAUAAUGGUAACGCUGGAGAUUCUUUCACAUGGCAUAAUGGGAAACAGUUUACUACACUGGACAGAGAUCACGAUGCAUACACAGGUAACUGUGCUCACUAUCAAAAAGGAGGAUGGUGGUACAACGCAUGUGCACACUCAAACCUCAAUGGUGUCUGGUACCGAGGAGGACACUACCGAAGUCGUUAUCAAGACGGUGUCUAUUGGGCUGAAUUCCGGGGGGGUUCAUAUUCCUUGAAGAAAGUUGUCAUGAUGAUCAGACCUAACCCCAACACAUUCCACUGAAAGACCAUGGUUGUCUCAUCAGAUUGAACAAAGAAGCAGCAACAGCUGCAUGUGUGAUCCAGAACAGUUGUUUCAGCAGCAAAGAAUGUAUCAUACUGUACAUUGAUUGCUCUUAAUUGGAGGACUUGUACAUUGUAUUUUUCAAAAAUGGUUCCAGAACUGAAAGAACAAGAAGCAUUUCAGAAUGCCACUUUUUUGCACCAAAAGACCUUCCUUCUUUCCUUCCUUCCUUUUGGAGUUACCAGCUAAAAUGGACUGUGGAAAAAUGAGAUGCUAAGAAUACUGCCACAUCAUAUAAAUAUUUUUGUACGUUAUAUAUAUAUAUAUAUAUAUUCUCAAAUACUGAACAUAUUCAAAACUGUACAGUGAGACUUUUUUAAUAAUAAUAAAUUCAUUUGACACAGGAAAGUAUAUCCUUUGAAAGUAUGUAGUCAGGACAGAUAAUGUUUAGAGCCCCCUUGCUUAAUUUAAUCUCUGAUCGCUAUUGAGAAGACUUAGGCCAGAAACAGACAUUAGAGAUACUCCAUGACUGGAAGAGGGGAAACUCUUUACUAAUGUGAGCAUCUGAGUGUCUCAGCAGAAGCUUCUCCCACCAUUGCCAUUACACAAAUUAACUUGUUUCAUUUGGUGACUGGUCUUCAGGCCUUAAGCACAGGAUUCCUCUGAGCUCCGAUUUCACAAACAUGGAAAGACAGCCUUGGUUACCUCCGCAACAUUAACAUAUUUUCAGCUCUAAUUACAAGCUGUCACUAGUGUCUGCUAUUGAUCUUAGUGUCUGUUGGAAAGUGACCACAAGCAGAACCCUGUUUUCCACGAGGAGCAAGGCAUUAUUAGAAUGAGAUAUCAUUUCAUAUGAGACCAACCAACAGUCCUGAUAGAUACCUCCACUGCUGUCUACAUCUGUUAACACACCAGCCGAUCUGGGUUUUACAUGUUCAAUGCACAUUCUGUAACUGACACAAAUACCCAUCUUCACAUAAACGAUAGCUUAAGAGUUAUUUUGGCAUUACCUUCUCCACUGUCACUGCAACAACAAAAAGAGCUAUCCAACUUUUGCAGGCAAAUGAUGGAUACAGAUACAGAACUUAUUUAAAAUACCUGUAGCCACUAGAUUGUGAUCUUUGGGAGAGAGACUAUCUGGAAACCAGAGCUAUACUUGUUGUAUUUCACUAUUAUUGCCAAAUACCAUUAUAAAAGAGAAUUAUACAAUCAUAUUUAUAAAUAACUCCCACUGCAGAAACUUGAAUUCCUGAAUUCUAGUAUUCUGCUGAGGUAAAUUUCCAGAAUAGAUUAUUUUAGCACAUUAUAAGAACAGUGAAAACCAUAAAUUUUUAAACUUUUAUUACCUCAGUAUUUUUUUUCCUAAUGUACAAUGUGCAUUAAUGUUUUAGAGUCUGAUGUAGCAUGUCUUGUAUAUAAAUAAAAGUAGGGGUUUUAAUAUAUUAUCAGAUUACUCUUAUAAUAAUGCAAAAAUGUAA